Messenger RNA from Paramisgurnus dabryanus, 6950 nucleotides. It is a transcript of the gene scai, whose product is annotated as suppressor of cancer cell invasion. The record is from RefSeq and is a predicted model, not a curated record. Gene Ontology annotation, biological process: DNA-templated transcription. Lineage: Eukaryota; Metazoa; Chordata; Actinopteri; Cypriniformes; Cobitidae. Gene Ontology annotation, molecular function: transcription corepressor activity.
GAGGGCUUUCGCAACACAGUCAAUGGAAAUUCGACUGGGCAGAUUCAACCGUCGACUGGUGUAGAUGGCGAAUGGCAGAUACUCCCUGCCCGAUCCUGGGAGGGUGAUUUGAAUGAGUUGGAUGUAAAUGACGGGGUUGCACUGGUCGGUGUGAUAUUUUUGGUGCCAUCUACCUGGCAGAGGUUUCCUGAAGAGCCGACACAGAAGACAACUGCACUGAAUUACCAGCUGCCAUGACAGGGGUGGGAGCAGAGGAUGACAUUCCUCUCUGUGAGAGGAAAACUGUCACAGACUUCUGCUAUCUCCUGGACAAGUCCAAGCAACUUUUCAAUGGCUUAAGGGAUUUGCCUCAGUAUGGACACAAGCAGUGGCAGUCUUAUUUCGGCCGAACAUUUGAUGUGUAUACCAAGCUAUGGAAGUUUCAGCAGCAGCACAGACAAGUCCUGGACAACCGGUAUGGUCUCAAAAGGUGGCAAAUAGGCGAGGUUGCCUCAAAAAUUGGCCAGCUGUACUACCAUUACUACCUCCGCACUUCGGAAACAAGCUACUUAAAUGAAGCCUUUUCUUUCUAUUCGGCCAUUCGCCAACGAUCGUAUUAUCACCAAGUCAACAAAGAAGACAGGCCAGAGCUGGUGGUUAAAAAGCUGAGGUAUUACGCUCGGUUUAUCGUUGUUUGUCUAUUGCUCAAUAAGAUGGACCUGGUCAAAGUGUUGGUCAAGGAGCUUUCUGAUGAAAUUGAGGACUACACCCAGCGCUUCAAUACAGAAGACCAGCUGGAGUGGAACCUGGUGCUGCAGGAAGUUGCUGCUUUUGUGGAGGCAGAUCCACUUAUGAUCCUAAAUGAUGACAACGGUGUGGUGGUCAUAUCCAAUCGGCUACAGGAAGGGGGCGUGCCCUCGCUUGAACAGGGCAUGGUGGUUGGCCAGCUCACCUUGGCAGAUGCGCUCAUCAUUGGCAACUGUAACAAUCAGGUGAAGUUUAGUGAGCUGACCAUCGAUAUGUUUCGUAUGCUUCAAGCUCUCGAAAGGGAACCGGUGAACUUGGCCACGCAAAGCUCCAAGCCAGGGACACUUGUAAGAGAAGACUCUUACACUCUCCCUGUCACUCUCUAUGAGCCCAAUGAAAAGCCGGCCAAGCGAGAGAAUCCUCAUAAAUAUCUCCUCUACAAACCAACCUUCAGCCAGCUUUACACUUUCCUGUCUGCCUCUUUCAAGGAGCUGCCAGCCAAUAGCGUUCUGCUGCUGUAUUUAUCUGCCACUGGAGUUUUCCCUAAUGGACGCUCGGAGUGUGAAGGACCUUAUGACUUUGGAGGCGUCCUGACCAAUACUAACCGAGAUGUUGUGAACGGUGAAAUGGUGCAGAAGAGGAACCAGGCACAAAAAGAGAUGCACUGCCUCCACCCAGGAGACCUAUUCCCCUUUACCAGGAAACCUCUGUUUAUCAUUGUAGACUCAUCUAACAGCACAGCUUAUAAGAAUUUUUCUAAUCUGUUUGGCCAGCCACUGGUAUGCUUGCUGUCCCCUACUGUAUAUCCGAAGAGCAUGCAAGAUCAAUCUCAGCGUGGGAGUUUGUUUACUCUCUUCCUCUACAACCCCCUCAUGGGCUUCCUGUCUGUCUGUGGACUGACCAGCAUGCGCUAUGGAUUGUGGGAAAAGGCCCAGGAACUCCUGCGGAAGGUUUUCCAUGACAUCGGCCAAAUGAUCACCGGUUCACGAGUCAUAGAUCAAGCCUAUCUGCAGUUUUAUGGAGACGAGUUUCUGCGUCUGCUAAUGAUCCGCUUUGUGUUCUGCUGCACCACGCUUAGACUACACAAGCUCUUCCGGGAAGCGAGAAGUUUUCCAGAAUCCUACCCACCGCUGCCUAAACAGGAGAUGGUGGAGAGCAGCCUUCUACAGAAACAUGUGCUGGAGUUGGCAGCCAUGUUGGACGUGCAAAACCUUUUCUCUGAUGGCAUGUUGGAUAACUAUUGACCACAUGGUGGCACCAGGCCAAUUUAUGCACAUACACAUGCUCAUACACUCACACAUACACAAGUUGUACUGUAGGUAGUUUCUUCUGAAUAAACUUGGGUGUUUAACCUACUCUAAACAUUUAGAUCUAGAUAGUUUAAGAACUAUUCAAGAGAAAUGUUUCAUCUUUCUGGGCAGAUAUUUGCAUUCACAUAAAUGUAUAUAUUUUAAGAAAUGACACAAGCCCAGAGCGUUGCUCCCUCCCAGCAUACAGGAGAACAUGUUGAUUUUAUACAUACAUGCAUGUACUGUAUGAGGGCAGGCACAUGGACGUUCAGACCUGUUGAGGGCAGCUAUCACAGUUACUGAAGGUCAAUAGAGAGCACAAGGUAACAAUGCUAAAAAAAGAAGCAUUACAGAAUGUGAAUGGGAAACAUUUUUUAUGUUAAUAGGUGUAAUUACAGGGAAAUUCUUCCAAAAUGAGCCUCUGGCCUUGGCAAAACACAUUUCGAAAAAGGAAGAUUGUUUUUCCUCCUUAACACUUUGCCUCUGCAACGUUUACACUUUUUCCAUAGGAAGCGUGCUGCAUGUUUGCAUUUUCGGUUCUGCUCCGAUCUUUUAUACGUCUUGCCUUUUUUGUUUGAUUUUUGUCCGUUAACAUUCCUUCGUUUUUCUGAUUUUUCUGCGGAUUUUAGACUGGCCUUUUAACGGAGGUUCACCAUGCCUCUUUAGGGUCAUUUUGGCCAUCCGCUGUCUCUCAAUUAAUCGCUACGUCCUAAACAGGAUCUCUGUCAACAGUUUUUAAAAACGAGAUUGUUUUUUAGCAUGCCUCAGUAGUGUGGUAAACCCAUACUUACAUAGCUAAUGUAAUAACCUUAUGUCUUAUUCCAUGUCUGCAGUGGACACCAAUAGCCAACAAAGUUGUCUUUUAUAACGUCACAAAGACGUACAUGAUAAUUUUCCUGUACAUAGGUAAAAAUUUGUGUACAUAUAUAUCUCUCUCUCUAUAUAUAUGUAUAGUCCUAAGCAGUUAAUGUGAUGCAGAGAAGUGUGUCUGUCUGGGUUGUUCGUCGUGGCAGAUCUGUGAAAAGAUGACCCCUGCAUGUGACAGGGGCAGUGUUCUUGUGUCGAAUUUGUGAAUGGACCAUGCCACUGUCUCAAUCCCGCAGUCAGAUGACAUUCCAACAUUCACUUGCAGAAGAGCUCCUCCUUUACAAUCCAUCCAUGUCAAGGACGAUGGAUGUCUUCUUGAGUUUAAUAAGAAGAAUUGAUGUGUUUUGUUUGUUUCAUUACAUCACAAUGAUAAUGUUGAUGAUAAUGGUUACAAUAAUAGCCUUGCACUUUACUUGCACUAUUUAAGUUUGACUUUGAUGUUAUAUUUAUUGUGCUUUUGGUAAGAGGCAUGUCUGAUCAUUCCAUUAUGUCACACUUGUCCGAGAGUGGCAAGAAGCUUUUUCUAGAUUGAAAAUGGCACACAAUAAGGCUUUGAAAAAUAUCACAGUCAUCACGGUUUACUAUCCCCCCACAGUUCGAUUGUGGCCAAUCAAAUGGGACCAAAAGAUUCUUGCAUGUGGAGAGCACAAGGUCCCAUAGACUAAUGUAAUACCUUCUCAUCUCUCUCGCCUUUAGUGCGGCAACUCGACCCUUGUCAUUGAAUCACGUUUGUAUUUUUGCAUGUUUGCAAGAUUAAAUAUAAUCCAAAUAUAGCUGCUUCCACUAACGUAUUUUUCGAAGAAUACCCCGCUUACGAAAAAGAGAGAAGUUUGCCGAACAAAUCACUGCCAAACGGAAUCAACAUUUACAUGGAUUUUCCACUGCCCAAAUUAUGCAGACAAUUGUGUUCUCUCGCAGGCACAGAUUGUUUUACGGCCUAGCUCUUUAUUUGGUUUGCCAAAAGCAAGAGAUGAGCAGGGAAACAGAUGGUGAAUGCCACGGUUUCCUCUCUUUCGAGUCUGCUGACCAUGACUGGUUAACCAUUGAAUGUUUUUGCCUUGUUUUAUUUAAUUUGUGUUAGUAAUACAAGUGGGUUGAUUUAAUGUCUCGACAUUCUCUAAAUUACCCUGUAAAUUCUUGCUGAGGUUGUCAUUGUGUAGUGCUAUGUUCACAGCCUCCCUUUAAAAUAAGAGCACAGGGACAAAUAAGAAGCACUUACAGUAUGCAUGAAAUGCACCACAAGAAUUUACCAAUCUUGGAUUUAGGACAAAAAUGCAACACAUUUUUGAUAUGUAGAAAUUAUUUUAUCUUGAGUGCUUUCUAACCAGGACAUAAUCUGAUUUCUGUAGAUGCAGAUGUUAGUUAUCUCUGCUUUAUUUUAAUGCCACAGUUAAUCACUUUAACAGCCAUGAUUUGAAGGAACAGACAAAAUGUACAUUUGUGUAUUUUUAAUUUUUUUUUAUUGUAAUCAUCAUGGUUUGUGGGGCCAUAUCUAAGGUGUAGUACGGGUGAUUUCUACCAGUUCCUGCUGUUGUCGUGGGGAACAUUUUCAAAAGUGAUGUAAUGGUCAGAAUACUCUUUCUUUAUAAGUUAAGGGGUUCUAGAGUUGCUAGUGGAACAUACUUGCAUUGUCCAGUUGUCAUGUGUUUUUAAUCAUUUAAAUGUUUUGUCUUAUCUGUUGCCAAAUUAUAUUUGAUGUUUGUUGUUAAAUGCAGAAAAAAGAACAAUGAAGAAAUGUGAUGAUACCAAACCAUGCAAGCUUUUUGUUUUUAAGAAUGCUAUUUAAGAACAUUAAAAAGUUAUGACUGUUUUGCUUAACUUUUGGUGUGCCUUUAAUCGCGUUUAUUCUACUUUCAUUCCACGUAGGAUAGUUUUUAUUUUAGCAAAUCAAAUAAGGAGAAUUCAGCCUAAAGUCUCUUAAAAGGUGCAAUGUGGGACUUUUAGAAGAAUCUGCAGAAAUGUAAUAUAAUAAAUAUAACUAUAUUAAACGAACAGUAUGUAGGAUUGUGGUCAAAACUGGUACUGCAAUCACAAAGCUUGUGGCUAAAACUGGUACUGCAAUCUCACAACUGGUUGCCAAUACCCAACAGGACAACAUAAACAUCAGUUGAGGGCUGCAACUCCACUUUUAAAAUGACAAUAUCCUGAACAGACCACUGUUGCCAGUGAUAUAAGUAUUUGAAAUGAAAAUGAUUUAUUAAUGUCUAGUGACAUAUCAGGGCCAUUUUAUGAUUAAUUGAUAUACAUUUCUUACAUACUGUUCCUUUAAAUAUAACAGUGGUGUAUAUAGCAGAUGUCUUCAUGGGUCCACACCCGAGUGGGUUUGGGUCUAGAAGUUUCAUGUGUGCCUCUGACACGAGUCGGGUAUAAUAUUAGCAGCCUUUGGUAAUUUAAAAUGAAUGUGUUUUUGCUGAACGGGUCCAAACUAUCUCGCGUCAGUCCUUUUCCAACCUCUCUUCUGUUUGUCAAGAGCGCUUGCGACAUCGUGUUGCUGGCAGUAGGUUAAUUUUCAUUGAGCCAGACAUGUCAAUCAAUUUUGAAUGCACAUUUGAGCGGUUCCGAUCUCUCUAAUGAAGCCAAUACGGAAGUGACUUAAACUGCAAUUCAUCGACUGGCCGCUUGAGGCUGGCUCCAAAAGGGAGUCAAUUCCCAUAGACAUCCAUGUUAAAAUGCCCAACUUUACAGUAGAAAAUAAUAUGUUUACAGCCUGGUACAAAAAGUGUUUUUGGUCUAUAUAUCUAAUUUUGCCCUUCAUGACAACUGUGAGGGGGGUGAAUUUUUUUGUAACUCGUCCGUUUAAAUGAUAUUAAGUCUUAAAGUUCUGCAUAAUUGAGGGUGUGGCCGCUUGAGUGACAGUUGAACCGCCACUGCUGUCACUAGAGUCGAGCUAGGGCGGGGGUGGUUUCAGCAACCAGCCACCUCAGCUUCACCCAUGUCCCGCUUCUUUACCCAUUUUCGGGUUUUUCGUAAGUGAUUCGCUGUGAUGCACGGCCAAGAUGGUGACAGCAGGCAAUGCCUACUUUAAGCUUCAAAAACGAUCUCCACAAAUUAAUGGGUGACAUCACGGACACUACGUCCAUAUUUUUUUUACAGUCUAUGGUGGUAACCUUGGUGUCGUUGUCAGACAACAAAUGAAAAUAAAUGGAGCAGCUGGCCACUUUCAAUUAUAUUUUAGUAAAUCUGAAUUGAUUAAGCAAAAAUCGAGGCAGCAAAGAUUUUUUUACAGUGUAAUGAUAUUGGACCCACUAACUUUUUAUAUUAUUUAGCGCAUUGGUUUGUUCCAUAGCACAUAGUUCACUUGUCAGAGCACCGUCAGUCAAAUCCAUUCCACUAGAGGAAUUCCAUAAUAAAUUAAACUCUGUUACUUGACUUUUUUCGCUGCUGUUUUCUCAAAUCCAUUCCACUUGACUCAUUUAGAGUCCAUAUAAUUAAACUCCAUUUCGUGUUUUCACUCCUUUUGCCAACUGUACUCCUGCCAAACAACAAGGUAAGCAAAGCUUUUAGGCUACAAAAGCAACUGUUUAAUUAAAAAAUACAGAAAAUGGCAUCUCCCAGUAAAUGCUUGGACCCACCCACAUUUUGGUGUGUUGUGAUACGCCAGCAGGUGACAAAUCAGCAGGACGUUUAGAGAGAAUAAAGCCAUCUUAAAACAUUGAUCAUUUUCUAAACAAAAAAGUAUAGUACUACAUCUAAUAAUUAUACAUAAAUAAAUCAGUUUUUUACCGAUGCAAAAUAUGUUAGAAACGAUACAUUGCGAUGCAAAUGCUAAUCUGUUUUUAAACCGGUGCAUCACACCGCUAAUUUUUUAUGCCGAUGCACAGAGCAAAUCGGGGAAUCUUCCCGUUCCCACUAAAUGGACAAACUGAUCAAUAGAUCGCGUUUUGUUACUGUCGUCUCAGAUGAUGGCAUGAUUGUCCUGUGGCGGCUACCGAAGCUUUACUAUGCAUUACAAAAGGAGGGGUGAGCUGUGGACUGGGCCAGUGGUUGCAAUUCACAGUCUCGCCAUUAGAGACCGCUAAAAGUCCUACAUUGCACCGCUAAUCAAAAUAUACGAUUAUGAGCUUUAAU